CUCUCCGUACCCAAAGAGCUCCCACGCCGGACUCGGACUGGCUCUCAGCAAGCUCUCCGACCGUUCAGCACGACUGGGGCCUUGCUUCUCUCCAAGAACCGAGUACUGGAUGCGUUCCGAACCCCUCCUCAAUUCCACGACGCCCUUCGUCUCUGCUCUGCCAACAACACCCUCCUCCUUGCCCUGUUCACGACGUCUACGUGUACUCCAUGCCGCACCAUUACGCCGCUGAUCACUUCACUCGUCGAAACGCGGCCUCCCUCGCCGACAGAUAAGUUUUCCGGUCUGGCUUUCGCGGAGGUGGAGUUGGACAGUCCGGACAGGAGCAGUGGAAAUAUGCUGGAUCUGGGCGUGGAGUACGGAGUGACCAGUAUGCCGACUUUGAUGGGCUUUGGGGGUAGGAGGGCGGAAAGAGUGACGGACAGAGUGGUAGAUACGAGGUUGAUGAGUGAUCCGAAGAGUGUAGCUGCUUGGCUUGACGAGCAGAUGAGGAAAGGGGAUCCGUUUUCGAGUCAAGGAGGUGGAGGAGGACUACUGGGA
This is a messenger RNA of Capronia epimyces CBS 606.96, 540 nucleotides long. RefSeq lists its product as uncharacterized. The transcript has a single exon. The record is from RefSeq and is a predicted model, not a curated record. The annotation marks the transcript as partial. NCBI's taxonomy places the organism in Eukaryota, Fungi, Ascomycota, Eurotiomycetes, Chaetothyriales, Herpotrichiellaceae.